This is a messenger RNA of Hemibagrus wyckioides, 1882 nucleotides long. It is a transcript of the gene chp1, whose product is annotated as calcineurin-like EF-hand protein 1. The record is from RefSeq and is a predicted model, not a curated record. The transcript has 7 exons. The coding region runs from base 305 to 889 and encodes 194 amino acids. Gene Ontology annotation, molecular function: calcium ion binding. Lineage: Eukaryota; Metazoa; Chordata; Actinopteri; Siluriformes; Bagridae.
GACUCACUUUGGUACAGUGGUAUACAGUGUCUAAUAUCCUUCACGGCGCUGGUCAGUUAGCAGAAUUAGCUUUCUUUGCCGUUUGUUUGAUACGAUUUUCAUAAAAUAACUAACCUCAAAUUGGCAUCUAGCGUGGAUAUACAGCGCUGUGUAUGUCUCUCUCUGUGUGUGUGUUUUAAGUUAGUGAGCUAAUCAGUCCAGUGGCGGUGUGAAACCGUUAGCUUAGCCGGCUAAACGAGACAGUCGAGUUAGCAAAAUAUAUAUAUAUAUAUAUAUCUAUAUAUAUCUAUAAGAGAGAAGAGAGAUGGGGUCCAGAGCAUCGUCACUACUCAGAGAGGAGGACAUUGACGAAAUCAAAAAGGAAACUGGAUUCUCACACAGUCAGAUCACUCGCCUCUACAGCCGAUUCCACAGCCUGGACAAGGGCGAGAACGGCGCUCUCAGCCGGGAAGACUUCCAGAGAAUUCCAGAGCUGGCCAUCAACCCUCUCGGUGAUCGGAUAAUUAAUGCCUUCUUCCCAGAGGGAGAGGAUCAGGUGAAUUUCCGAGGAUUCAUGAGGACCUUGGCACACUUCCGGCCGGUGGAAGACAACGAGAAGAACAAGGACCCGAACAUCGAGCCGUUAAACAGCAGGAACAACAAACUGCUCUUUGCCUUCCGUCUCUAUGACCUGGACCGUGAUGAUAAAAUCUCUCGAGAGGAGCUACUCCAGGUGCUGCGGAUGAUGGUCGGUGUGAAUAUUUCGGACGAACAGUUGGGCAGCAUCGCAGACCGGACGAUCCAGGAGGCCGAUACCAACGGAGACAUGUGCAUCUCCUUCAGCGAGUUCAUCAAGGUCUUGGAGAAAGUUGACGUCGAGCAGAAGAUGAGCAUUCGCUUCCUACACUGAAGAAGCACCACUGGCGUCCGGCUGCACCGAACUCUAACCCGAGGCCGUUCACGCAGCGAGCGACCCUCUGCCGGUCUGUCGCAUUUCGGUCUCCUCGGCUCCGAUCGCUCGUGUCGCAGCAGUCGUCGCUUUUUGUCUUUUAUAUCCGUUUCUUCUGUCGAAUUGAUCACACUUGCGUUGUUGUUUGGAUCAAAGGGAACAUUCAUGUGCCUUCAGUUGUUGACCCGGUCAGGCCGGCUGUACUCUUUAUUUAUUCUGGACAAUUCCUGGUUCGAAAUCAGCUCUGUUAUUGUUCCAUGCAACAUAGUGAACAUAGUGAUUAGGAGUAGUUUCAACACUUAACAUGGGUUUAUCGUACUCAGAGCCAAAUCUGUUGCUUCUAAUGUGAAACGUCAAGCUUAAACUUAACACUCACUAACUUGACCUGUCUGUUCUUUCUUUCUUUCUUUCUUUCUUUCUUUCUUUCAUUCAUUCAUUCAUUCAUUCAUUCAUACAUUCAUACAUUCAUAUUAUGUGAGAGCUCAGGAUUGUGAGACAUUUGCACAUAUCACCACCACCAAAUAAAUGGGAGAUACGAUCAGCAUUGCCGUAAAUGCUUAUUGUGGAAUCUGUUCUCUUGGGAUUUGAACAUUUCCCAAAGCUUUCAGCUUUACUUUUUGUUGGUUUUAAGACAACGUGAUAUAUAUAUAUAUAUAUAUAUAUAUAUAUAUAUAUAUAUAUAUAUAUAUAUAUAUAUAUAUAUAUAUAUAUAUAUAUAUAUAUAUAUAUAUAUAUAUAUAUAUAUAUAUAUAUAUAUAUAUAUAUAUAUAUAUAUAUGAUAAUAUAUAUAUAUAUAUAUAUGAUUGAACUCACAGCUAAGACUAUAACCUGAGAGAAGUAAAUGAAUAAACAUUUUCCUCUUCAGGUUAUAUUCAGCUCUAACUAGCAGUGUUUAGUUAAACAGUAGCACUGAUGGCCUUCAUAUAAACCGCUUUCUCGCUCAGGAGAGAGAAG